Molecule: messenger RNA, 1005 nt
Organism: Zonotrichia albicollis (white-throated sparrow)
Lineage: Eukaryota; Metazoa; Chordata; Aves; Passeriformes; Passerellidae
Source: RefSeq, a predicted model, not a curated record
GUGCUGAAGGGCUGCAAGAAGCUGAACCUGUCGGUGCACUCGGUGGGGCGCAUCCCCGGGGGCUAUGUCACCAACCACAUCUACACGUGGGUGGACCCGCAGGGCCGCAGCGUGUCCCCCCCCUCGGGGCUGCCCCACCACCAGCACAGCUCCCUGCGCAGGGACAGCGAGAAGAGGAGCCACCUGCAGCUGCUGCAGGAGGGGGAUGAGAAGAAGGUGAACCUGGUCCUGAACGAAGGGAAAUCCCUGGGCCUCAUGAUCCGAGGAGGGGCAGAAUAUUCCCUGGGCAUCUACAUCACGGGUGUGGACAAGGGCUCCGAGGCAGAGAGCACUGGCUUGAAGCCCGUGUUCUACCGGGGGCUGGCCGGCUCGCAGGUGACCCUGAGCACCAUGGUGAACCAGAGCCGCGUGAUGCUGGAGGAGCAGGCCCGGCACCUCCUCAACGAACAGGAGAGAGCCACCAUGGGCUACUACCUGGACGAGUACAAGGAGGGCAACAUCUCCGUGGAUGCUCUGGUCAUGGCCCUCUUCGAGCUGCUCAACACACACGCCAAGUUCUCGCUGCUCUCCGAGGUGAGGGGGGUGAUCUCCCCACAAGACCUGGACCGCUUUGACAACCUGGUGCUCAAGAGGGAGAUCGAGUCCAUGAAGGCCCGGCAGCCCGCGGGGCCCAGCCCCGACUCCUAUUCCAUGAUGUCCUACAGCGACACCGUCUCGUCCUCCAGCAGCCACUUCACUGCCACCACCGUCAGCUCAGCCAGGGAGCGGCUCCUGUGGCUCAUAGACCUGAUGGAGGUAGGGCUGCAGGGCCUGGGGCAGGGGCGGGGUGGCUCGGCACACAACUGCGGGAAGCUGAAGGUGGGACACGUCAUCCUGGAGGUGAACGGCACGGGGCUGCGGGGCAAGGAGCACCGCGAGGCCGCCCGCAUCAUCGCCGAGGCCUUCAAGCUGAAGGACAAGGACUACAUCGAUUUCUUGGUCACAGAGUUCAACGUGGCCCUUUAG